GGGUCUAAGAAAUUAGAAAGCUAUCCGCGCAGACGUAGGACUACACGGUUUGGAUGGAACAGGGGACCCCACAAACUCUUCAACCCGCAUUUGCAGAGGGUAUUGAAGAGCUACCAGACCGGCUGCCGGUGGAAAGUUUGAAUGGCCCUACUGGUUUGGGUGGCGGGCUGUGGCCACACGACCUCAAAAUAUCGACAUGGAGGAGUACAGAAAAGCUGUGGUGGCCAACGCUAAAAAACUGCCCUCCGAAAAGGGCAUGGACUACGAUCCAUUCCUAGCACCGCCACCAUUUCCCAUUCAACCCAGUCCCUUCUUCAUCCCCCUCGACGCAACCCGAAGUGAGAAAGUGGAAACUUUACUGGAGGGGGAGAAAAUCGCCUGCUUCAGGGUCGGUGGGGAAAAACGACUGUGUUUACCGCAGAUUUUGAACACCGUUUUACGGGAAUUCAGUCUUCAACAGAUCAACGCCGUCUGUGACGACUUGCAUAUUUUCUGUUCUCGUUGUAACCCUGACCAGCUUGAAGAUCUAAAAGUGUCUGGUAUUUUGCCACUGAAUGCCCCCAGCUGUGGACUGAUCACGAAAACAGAUGCAGAGCGACUGUGUAACGCUCUUCUUCAUAGCUCCCCGGAGCCUUCUACCAACCCACCUUCCCCCAACAGUUUUAAAGUGUAUCAUGAAUGCUUCGGCAAAUGUAAAGGGAUCUUCAAUCCGGAACUGUAUUUGUCCGACCAGGCGAAAUGUAUCCAGUGUAUGGACUGUCACGGUCUGUUCAGUCCGGCGAAGUUUGUCAGUCAUUCGCACAAGGCAGCGGAGAAUCGUACCUGUCACUGGGGGUUCGAUUCCGCCAACUGGCGCUCUUAUCUCAUGCUGGCUAAAGAUCAGCACGGAAAGGAGAAAUUAAAGGCCGUAUUGGAAGAAAUCAAGCUGCUCUAUGACCACACUAACAAAUACAAACGAAAACAGUCACACGAUCGAGAAAAGGACGAUUCCAAGAAAGUGCGAUAUGAAGAUGGUCUCGCCAUCAAGGCUGGUGGUUACCGGCCAGUUUCUGCGUUCCGACCUUGGUCACCGAGCAUGCUCAGUGCCAUCAAGGAGGGCAAGCUGUACCCUGUGGCUGCAGGAGUUCUCAGAGAAGGGUACCCACGCAUUGUCCCCUCUUAUCUGCAGACUGGCCCCCCAGUGCUUCUCAAUCCUGAGCGCGUCAUUCCACUGUCUGAGUCGGACAGGUAUGAACGACACUUUGCGCCCAAUGUAUCUCUCGCCCCGCUCCCCAUCAAGAAGAUUAAAUGUGAGGGCCCAGAGGUGGGGACAUGUGAGAAACACAGCCCAACACGGCUGGACCAGAAGGAGUAUGAUCUGUCGACAGACACGGAGGACUCUCUGCGCUCUUCACCCGUCGAUAUAGAUGAUGACCGUACUGCAGUAUCGCCACCGGUAGAGAGUACGCUGGAGCGCGAGUUAGAGCUGGUACGCGGCGCCAUUUUUGGUACAGACUCUGAGUCCAGCGAGUCACGAGAGAAGCAGUUCCAGGAGUUCUCCAAGUUGAGGGCGCGUCAAGAGGAGCAGGUGAAUCGUCUGGCAAAGACACGCCAGAGGCUCAGGAAGGAGAACGAUUUACUGAAGAUCAACCUGCGGGAGUCAAACAAUCUGAGGUGGAGCUUACAGAAGGAGAUUGAGACCAUCAGGAUAGAAAGCGAGUGUCGGCUACAGACAGCAGACGAAAGCAAGCAGAGAUUGAUGAAGGAAUUAGAUUCACAAAGACACAAGUUGGAUAAGUUGGACAAGGAAAUGGUGCGGUCAGGUGGGUCUCCAGACCACCAAGACAUGCGACGACGAUUGAGACACUUCGAAGAGCUGUGUGAACAGUAUCAGCGAGAAAACCUCUGGCUCAAGGAGGAACUCAAACAGAUCUGCGGAGAGAUGACUGCCAAGUCCCUAGACAAGCUCCAUCUCCUUCACAAAGCGGGAUCCAAAAUCCAUGACAACGGCCGCGUGGUUGGCCUCUCCCCCCGGUCUAAUGGCAGCAACAGCGGCAGCCCCAAAGCCGCGUCCUCGCCGGAGCGGCAUCGUCACAUCAUGGCGUCACCUGAUCGCCACCAUCAGGUUAUCGUCUCGGAUGCUGUUCAGGUGUCCUAAGUAAAAACAUUAGUGUAAAAGCAUAUAGUGCCAUAUAUGGUUAUGUGAUCAGUUGUGACGUGUGCUUGAGCUUGUUCGUCAGGUGGCGUUGUGGGGGAAUAAAAGGGUGAGUCUUCCAAACGCGCCAGCCCAUGCUAACUAGUCUGUCGUCUGGACUACCUGUUGUAUUCUUCCAAGUUGACCAGCACAGCUCUGCCUCUGUCAAAGCGCACAACGCGGCUAUGUGUGACCUCCCAUGGGUAACCCUGUACAGCCGUUCAUUGGUACAUCUGACGUCAACGCCGGCGGAGUGAUCACAUUCAAAAAAACAUUUUGUGCACACUAGCUCAUAUUAUAACAAGCUAGUUAUUCAUUAUUAAUGAUUGUUAUCACAGGUUGACAUUAUGUUACGGGUCUUCAUAUUUUUUCUUAUUAAUUUUUUUUUUUGCCCUAUUAUUGGUUUUUUUUUUUUUUUUAAUGAGAAGCCAUGGUGCUGUUUGUUAUGUAAGACACACAAAGGUUGUUCCUUGGUGGCUUGCGUGAAGACUUGACAAAAAUCUUCACCACCCACAAAUGAGACUCUCGUAUCAUCUGCAUAAAGAUACAGGGCUCAAACAUAACAUCCUUGAAUGGACAAUGAUCACCAUGGAAACACCUGCAGUGCUACUUCUCUUUGACUUCAGCACCAUGUUUUUCUGUCAACAGAUGUUAAAGACGUUGUUGUAAAUUUUUUUUUUUUUCUUUAUUGCGUUGUUACAAUAGUGUUCGUUAAAUUAAGAAAUUACUGAAUGGGUUUGUGGACAAGUUUCUGAUUGACACAGGUCUGGAAUAGCCAGCUGUGCUCCCAUUAUUCUGUCCUGUUGCUACGGGUGACUGCAUGCCAUUAUUCUGAGUUUAUCUUACCCCUGUAAGUUGUAUAUAUACAUAGUACUGCUGUGUGUAACCCUGGCACAGCAUUUCUGUCUGCCUGUAUCAAACUCAUCCCAGUGUACAUACUGUGGUUUACAUUGUUGUGGAGCAACAAAGGGACAUAACCCUGCAUCUUUGUCCCGCAUGAUCAACCUGUUACUAGGACAACAUAGUUGUUUUAGCAACAGUUUUUUGGGUUUUUUUUUUUUCAACCCACAAGGUUGAAAGCUAAGAAUUAUGGACUAUGCCCUUAAUGGGUGUUACUUUUAAUUUCUAGGAUUCAAAGUAUUCAUAUGAAAGCUGUCAGACCUUUGGCAGUCUUCUUAGGGAUGGUUCAGCUUACAUAGGCGUAUUACCAUGUGUCUGUUGAGAGUCGUUAAGUUUUAUACAUAGUUAAAAUAAUGAAGGGCAUAAAAAGUGCAUGCUAAAUGUGAGUGUGUCAUAUAGAAAACUACAUAUUUGUGGUGUCCAGUAAUCAUGUUUUUUUUCUUCAUGAGAAUAAUUCUCUCAAAUUGUUUUUCUUGUAACAUUAGUUUUUGGCAUAUGGGCCAGGUGAAUAUUAUUCACUUGUGCUGAUUGCGUGAUUGUGUGAGUGUGUGUGUGGGUGUGAGUAUGUGAUGUGUGUUAAAACCUUUUUUCCGUAUAGGACACUCGGCAGCUGAAUGGCUGCAGAGCACAAACAUUGGAGAUAUUAUUACUCAAUUUGCGGGUUGGGAUGGAGGAGGAAGAGAGGGGACGGGGAACUAGGGAUGUGGCAGGCUGGGGAUAUACAGCAGGGUCUAAGGUACAGUGGAGGUUAGGAUUAAGGAAGGGGGAAGGCUAUAUGCAAGUCCAGUCUCGUCCAGUGGAAGCUUAACAAUGUAAAUCAUACCUUCAGUCUGCAUACAGAUUUCUUCGACAUAGCGAAAACAGAAAAGAAUUUUCACCUUAUCUCAAGCUUCUUUUGAUCAAAGUUAAAUGUACAUGUAGGUCUCUUAAAAAAAAACAAGUAGAAAUUUGCAUGCCAAUGUCAGAACACAGCAAGCCUGGAAGAAGUGUAUGACAAGCUAAGUUUGCUGUACCUUUCCAGAAUGAUGGACUCUUCUUUUGAACUUUGCCCUUUAUAGCAUUUUGCUUAGAAGAGAUGGCAUUUAACAUGUCCGUUACUUGUUCCCAGUUUUGUGAAAGUAAGACUUCACCGCUUAAAUUGAAAAUGCUUUUAUGUACUACACGAAAAGAUUGCUGAAGAAACUUAUGCCAUUAAAGGAGUUGAAUAACAAUCGAAGGAGAGUGUGCUGAACUUCACGUUGCACAUAUGCAAGUGCCUGUGAUAAAACUGUAGGGUUUGCUCACCGUAAAAACAGAAGGAAAUCUGAGGUUUUCUCUUCUCACCACAGUGAAUGGUGAUGGAUAAGCGCCUUAGUGGCUAGAAACGCGUCGCUGAAAUGUGGUGGCUUUUGAAGAAGAAAAAUGGGGGUGUUUUGUGUGUUUAUCUAUGGCAGCUUUUUGAUUGUGUCCGUCGUUUUGAACGCAAUUGUUGCUAAGAUUUUAAAAUAAACCACUAAGGGUACAUCGGGUUAUGCUAACCAUUCAGGAGCUAAUCACCAUUCUUGCUAUAUAAUUGCACAGCAAGACUUGUUUUCUUGGAAUUGAUACAACUGUGGAAGUGUCAGAAGGUUGUAUUUGAUAAAGUCACCAGCUUCUGAGUUGCAGAUCCAUAUGUAAAUGGUGGAAAUCAGCCUCUGCUGAUUAGUUGAUUCACAUGAUCAGAUUCUUUGCUGUCCACUGAUUGGCUGUUAUGUUUGGUGGUGAGGAUCAGACUUUGCUCUGACAGCUGAUUGGCUGAGCUGCCAGUGGGUGGGGAUAAGAAUGUUUUUUAUACCAUUGGCAUAACACCCAAACCUAUGUACACAGAUUUUUUCCGUUUUCCAUGUUAGUAACCCCUCCGUACUAACCUCUGUAGAUAUGUUGUGACCUGGUGCUAGUGAUGUGCGUCAAGCUACAAAGAAAUCCAUAGAGCAUGUUUUUUGGUGGGGGAGAUCAACACAUUUCUAUCAUAAAAAUCCCCCAAAAUUUUAAUACAUACAUCGUUAUCUUGUAGUCUGUUUUUCUUAUCUUAAAUCUGAACGUCUCUUGAGGCUGAUUUUCUAGUGUGUUGAGCUUAUACACGUGGUAUCUUAUUGUUCUUUGUUCUGCACUCUAACAUCAUAUCACUCAAGUACUUGUAAUCUUCAAAACUGUGUUGGAAACAAUAUCAGUGUUGUGAGGUUCACAAUAAGUGCAUGUUUUUCCAAAAAAGACAUUUAGAUUUUGAUGUAGAACGAAGUUCCUAAUCAUAACACCUGUGUUUGAUUCAAACUUUUUUCAGACAUGUUGAAAGUUUCUAUUUCUAAUUCACACUUCUGAGCAUUAAUGUUUAUUUCUUUAAGAUAGAAAUACUUAUUGAAAGAACAUUUUAAUUGUUACUAAUUUUAUGUCAUGCAGAGGGAUACAGUUAUUCCAUUGGUAUGUUGAAAAG
This is a messenger RNA of Liolophura sinensis, 5522 nucleotides long. RefSeq names its product ski oncogene-like. Lineage: Eukaryota; Metazoa; Mollusca; Polyplacophora; Chitonida; Chitonidae. Gene Ontology annotation, biological process: negative regulation of BMP signaling pathway. Bases 197 to 2137 code for a protein of 646 amino acids. The transcript has 7 exons. Gene Ontology annotation, molecular function: DNA-binding transcription factor activity, RNA polymerase II-specific; RNA polymerase II cis-regulatory region sequence-specific DNA binding; SMAD binding. The record is from RefSeq and is a predicted model, not a curated record. Gene Ontology annotation, cellular component: transcription regulator complex; nucleus; cytoplasm.